CUUCACAAUUUCACUUAAGAGUAUCUAAAACUACCACUACAACAAAUCUAGUUUUCAGCUAUGAAAAUAUUUCAACAUCAUAUAAAAAUGAUGAGCCACUGCAAGAAAAUUUAAGUGAAUUCCAAAUUUGGCAAUAUGAGAACCAAGAAUUUGGAUAUAAUCUUAAUAUAGAAGAUAAUUUAGAAUCUUGCUAUAAUGAACCUAAUAACGAUAGCUCAGAUAAUUUGAGCUAUGAUGAUAUAGAAUACGAUAACUAG
Messenger RNA from Racocetra persica, 257 nucleotides. The record is from the annotation of a GenBank genome assembly. Lineage: Eukaryota; Fungi; Glomeromycota; Glomeromycetes; Diversisporales; Gigasporaceae.